AUGAGCCCAAAUACGACGCCGACCUUCGCGGACGCUCGCGGCAUGGACGAUUACGUCAAGUCGAACAACAUCGCGUUCGGAAUGAUGUUGCUUCACAUGGACGCUGAUUACCAUCAUGUAGUUGAUGAUUGCGAGGAGGCAUGGGUCGCUAUGGAGAUUGCGGAAGGCGGCAAUGUGAUGCAUCAUUGCAACGAAAUUCUGAACAUCAGCGCGAAGCCCGCCAUCAUCGGUGCCAAGAUGGAGGACGAAGACGUUGCGACCUACUUGUUGCGCAGCGUACCAAAGAGCUUCGAGAAUGUUAUCAACUUGGAAAUGAGCAGCACGGAACUGCGAUCGCGAGACGUCGUGAAAGUACUUACGAAUGAACACGUCAAGAGGAAAGGCGAGAAGAAGACAUCGGUGAAGACUGAAUACGCGGCCAAGGCGUUCAGUGCCGAUCGUAGCGAUCGCGAGCCUCGUCAGUUCACGUACUGUGGAAAAUUGGGGCACACAGCGGUGAAGUGCUGA
Peronospora farinosa is the source of this 507-nucleotide messenger RNA. The record is from the annotation of a GenBank genome assembly. Lineage: Eukaryota; Oomycota; Peronosporomycetes; Peronosporales; Peronosporaceae.